This is a messenger RNA of Argentina anserina (silverweed cinquefoil), 1389 nucleotides long. RefSeq names its product thylakoid lumenal 29 kDa protein, chloroplastic. Lineage: Eukaryota; Viridiplantae; Streptophyta; Magnoliopsida; Rosales; Rosaceae. Gene Ontology annotation, molecular function: peroxidase activity; heme binding. Bases 134 to 1156 code for a protein of 340 amino acids. The transcript has 11 exons. Gene Ontology annotation, biological process: response to reactive oxygen species; hydrogen peroxide catabolic process; cellular response to oxidative stress. The record is from RefSeq and is a predicted model, not a curated record. Gene Ontology annotation, cellular component: chloroplast thylakoid membrane.
CCACAUACACACCAUAAAUCCACGAGAGGGUCCCAUUCUGAUAUCCUGGCAGUCUCCAGUCUCCACAUUUGAAGAACCAGUCUUGACUUCGAAGUAGACAGCUUCUCAAUAUUUCUUAAUACACAGGAAGACAAUGGCGGUGUCUUUCCUUUCAACUGUCCCUAAUCUGCUUCCUAUCACCUCUGCCCCAAGAUAUCCUACUAUUGCUGCUGCAGUUCGUUGUAGUAAAAUUGAAGCUGAUGCUGUUAGUGAGGACAGAUUUAAGCGGAGGAGCAUCCUUACAUUCUUUGGUACCACUGUCGGGUUGGAAUUAGUAAGAAGCUCGGGAACAUUUGUUGAAAUUGCUGAGGCAGCUGAUUUGAUACAACGCAGGCAGCGUUCUGAUUUUCAAUCAAGUAUCAAGGAUACCUUAUAUAAGGCUAUAAAGGAAAAUCCAGAUGUUAUCCCUUCCUUACUCACUUUGGCAUUGAAUGAUAUUAUGACUUAUGAUAAGGCUUCAAAAUCUGGCGGGCCAAAUGGAUCCAUCCGAUUCAGCUCAGAGAUCAGCAGACCUGAAAACAAGGGAUUUGUUGGUGCUUUGAAUUUAGUUGAGGAAGCAAAGAAAGAAAUUGAUUCAAAUUCCAAAGGGGGCCCUGUUUCCUAUUCUGAUAUUAUCCAAUUCGCAGCCCAAAGUGCCAUUAAGCAAACAUUUCUAGCUUCUGCAAUUCGCAAAUGUGGAGGAAACGUUGAGAAGGGCAGUUUGUUAUACACUGCAUAUGGUUCAAAUGGUCAGUGGGGCUUAUUUGAAAGGAAUUUUGGAAGAACAGAUACCCAAGAGCCUGAUCCAGAGGGAAGGGUUCCCCAGUGGGACAAAGCAAGUGUUCAAGAAAUGAAAGACAAGUUCUCUGCAGUUGGCUUCGGCCCCCGUCAGCUAGCUGUUAUGUCUGCAUUCUUGGGUCCUGAUCAGAUAGCCACAGAAACUCUAUUGGCCACGGAUCCAGAAGUUCUGCCGUGGGUUCAGAAGUACCAGCGCAGCCGAGAAACAGUGUCAGAAACAGAUUAUGAGGUUGAUCUGAUAACUACUCUCACAAAGUUGAGUGGUUUGGGCCAACAAAUCAAUUACGAGGCGUAUACCUAUCCAAUAAAAAAAGUUGAUUUCAGCAAACUCAAACUGUGAAGAGUAUCCGAUGGUUAUGAGAGCAGUUUCAGCUCUUGCUAGUCAAUCAUUUAUUCUUGGAUGGGAGACAUUGACUCAAACUUCGUUGCUAACUAUGAAAUUGACGAACAACUAUGUUCUUGUACAGGAUGGUGUACGUGUGGGUAUAGAAAAUGCUAGGUGAAUUCGUUGUCUGGUAAUCACUUGCAUCCGACAUUGUUUUGUACCCUUCUUGAUGCAAAAGAUCCCAAAGA